AAACCAUAUUCUACGGUAUCUAUGGUGGAACGUCUGCUUCUUUGCUCCAAAGCUUAGACCUCCAAAGUCUCCAAAGUCGUCUGACUCUUGUGGAAGAUGGCGAAUCUUAUCGGGGUAGAUAAAUUUCUUCAAUUAUGGAAAAUAAUACGUGCAAAUGGAGGUUUACUGGGAUCUUUGAAAACUCUGUACAGGGAAGACGAUUUAAAGGUUGGAACUCUGAUUGGGAUAGACAAAUAUGGUAACAAAUAUUAUGAAAACAAUUACUACUUUUAUGGUCGAAAUCGAUGGGUUAGUUAUGCAAAGGAAGUAGGUUUAGAUUACGAUGCUUCACAAGUUCCCCCAGAAUGGUUCGGAUGGCUCCAUUAUAAGACCGACUUGCCACCUCAUAAAGAUCCUAGACGACCAAAAUAUAAAUGGAUGGCCGAACAUCGCCCAAAUAUGAGUGGCACUAACGAAGCUUAUGUACCAUAUAGUACUACAAAACCAAAAAUCCAGCCAUGGAAACCGUAACUAUUUGCUCUUAGUGUACUAGUAUUUAUUUAAGCGAACUAGAAAAAUAUAAAUUUUAAUGUAAAUAAAGUUUAUGAGUAUCCGAUA
Orussus abietinus is the source of this 597-nucleotide messenger RNA. RefSeq names its product probable NADH dehydrogenase [ubiquinone] 1 alpha subcomplex subunit 12 (gene ND-B17.2). The record is from RefSeq and is a predicted model, not a curated record. Gene Ontology annotation, cellular component: membrane. Gene Ontology annotation, biological process: response to oxidative stress; mitochondrial respiratory chain complex I assembly. The transcript is spliced from 3 exons. NCBI's taxonomy places the organism in Eukaryota, Metazoa, Arthropoda, Insecta, Hymenoptera, Orussidae. The coding region runs from base 97 to 510 and encodes 137 amino acids.